Messenger RNA from Aspergillus sclerotioniger CBS 115572, 1396 nucleotides. RefSeq names its product O-methyltransferase xanE (gene xanE). Lineage: Eukaryota; Fungi; Ascomycota; Eurotiomycetes; Eurotiales; Aspergillaceae. The record is from RefSeq and is a predicted model, not a curated record. The transcript has 4 exons. Gene Ontology annotation, molecular function: O-methyltransferase activity. Bases 15 to 1280 code for a protein of 421 amino acids.
CUAAAAUCAAGAAAAUGAGUAUCCCUUCGAGUAAUCUGGCCGACCUGGCCGCGCAAAUCAGCCAAGCCACCGACCAAGUCAAUGCCUUUCUGGUUGCCAACGGCCAUCCCCAGCCCUCGUUCGACCGCGAUGCACCCCCUGCAUUCCCCGAAGCACCGGCCGCCAUUCAGGCCGCCCGUCAGCAGAUCCUGGAUGCCUGUCAGUCCAUGUAUGAUGCGUUGGUUGGACCGGCCGAGCAUCUCCGUUGGAUGGCAUGUAGAUACCACGACAUGUCCAGCCUCCGAUGGCUCUACCACUUCAACAUCGCCGCCGCCAUUCCUCUGGACCGGGCCGUCCCGUACAGCGAGGUCGCCGCCACAGCCAACGUGGAUGGAAACCGACUGAAAACCGUCCUGCGCCUGGCCAUGACAAACCGGCUCUUCAGCGAGCCGCGUCCGGGGUUCGUAGCCCACAACGCUGCCUCGGCUCUCCUGGUCACCUCGCCUGCCUUAAACGACUGGGUCGGGUACACCACCGAGGAAAGCUAUCCCGCCUCGGUCAAGCUGGUCGAAGCCACCGAGCGCUAUGGAUCCAGCCAGCUCGCUAACCAUGCUGCCUAUAACCUUGCCUUUGAUACCGAUGAGCCCAUGUUCGUCCACCUGCAGCGCUUCCCGGAGCGGGAGCGGCGGUUCGCUAACACCAUGGUCGAGAUGACCUCCACCGAGGGUUAUGGUGUGCAUCACUUGGUCGACGGGUAUCCGUGGGAGGAGAUCGAAGGCACGGUGGUGGAUGUCGGUGGGUCAACAGGCCAUGCGAGCAUUGCCAUCAGCCACAAGUUCCCCACGGCCCGGUUCGUGGUGCAGGAUGUCGAGGGAGUGGUUGAACAGGGUCGCGCCGUCCUGCCUGCUGCGCUGACAGAGCGGGUUACCUUUCAGACGCACGACUUUUUCACACCGCAGCCCGUCAGCGCCGACGUGUAUCUCUUGCGCUUCAUUUUACAUGAUCAUCCCGAUGCCCGGGCCGUCCAGAUCUUGCAGAAUCUCAUCCCCGCCAUGAAGAAGGGAAGUCGGGUGAUUUUGAAUGAGGGAGUUCUGCCGGAGCCAUUGACGCUAGGGAGGGGCGAGGAGAGGACUGCACGAAUCAUGGACAUGGAGAUGAUCACCAGUUUUAACGCGCGGGAACGUCCGCUGGAGGACUGGAAGAAGCUGUGUCAGGAUGCACAUCCGGGGUUGAAACUGCGGCGCUUAUUCAAACCGGCUGGGAGUAUCAUGUCCAUCAUGGAAUUUGUGAUGGAGGAAUAGGAAGCUGGGCUCGGCUGCAUAGCCCAAGUAUCAAUGGGUCUUUAUGUUUCUUCAUGCAGGGUUACAGUAGUGCUGAGAAACAAUCUUCUAAAUUUGUCAGCCAGGUGAAAUUGAGU